Lucilia cuprina (Australian sheep blowfly) is the source of this 2369-nucleotide messenger RNA. RefSeq names its product sal-like protein 1. Lineage: Eukaryota; Metazoa; Arthropoda; Insecta; Diptera; Calliphoridae. The record is from RefSeq and is a predicted model, not a curated record. Gene Ontology annotation, biological process: regulation of DNA-templated transcription. Gene Ontology annotation, molecular function: RNA polymerase II cis-regulatory region sequence-specific DNA binding; DNA-binding transcription factor activity, RNA polymerase II-specific. The transcript has 2 exons. The coding region runs from base 33 to 2366 and encodes 777 amino acids.
CUUUCAAGUACAAAUUCAAUCUUGAUUACCACAUGGCUAAACACAUUCCCAAAAAGCGUUUUGAAUGUGUUUUCUGCAAGAAAUCAUUUGUAUUGCGCUAUGAACUGCAAAUCCAUCUUAGGACUCAUACAAAUGAAAGACCGUAUAAAUGCCAGUUUUGCUCCUUUGCCUUUGCACAUCAAACAAAUUUAAAGAAUCAUCAGAAAGUUAAACAUAAUAAAGAGUUAAUUAAUAGUUUAAUCCUUAACCACACUAAAGAGGACAAUGAUGCAAGCUCCAAUGAAUGUUUGAAAGAAAAUCAUUUGGAAAUCACUACAAACGAAGUCGUAGAAGAACAAACACAGGAGUUAGAACAAAAUCAUACAGAUUUAAGUUUUUCUUUGGAUUUUCAAGAGUUUUCUAAUGAUUUGAAGAAUGUUAAAGGUGAAGUGUAUUCUACUGAUACACAAGACUUUAAGGAGGAUGAAGCUGUGAUGGAAACUGAUUUACUGGACAAUAAUUGUUCUACUGAUACACAAGACUUGAGGGAGGAUGAAGCUGUGAUGGAAACUGAUUUACAGGACAAUAAUGGUGCUAACACUUUAGAAACAAGUGAUGUUAGUAAUGUACUAAUGGAUGGUAUUGAUGAACGUUUUAAAUAUUUACCUAAAAAUGCCACUGUUCAUAUAGAUAGCAAUAUCUUAAAGGCUUUAGAAUCCUCUGAACUUUUAGGUUUAAAGAAAUGGCCAAAAUCUUUUCAAAAUACAACAAAAACUAAUGUUCAAUAUAGUUCUUCAUUAGCAAAUGAAACUAAAAAGUCAUUAAAUUCUGGAGAAAAAGAAGAAAAUUUUUAUGCUAAUGAGAAAACUACAGAAAAUGAGGUAGAAUGUGUAGCAAAGGAGUUUUUAAAUGAAUGUACUUCACAGUCAAUGGAUUGCGACUACGAUUCGCAAAAUAAGUCUGUAACAAAAUAUGAAGCUUCAGCAAUCAAUGUCGGUAGUGAUGCUGCAACAAAUUCCAUGGAAUUAGAUGUUAAUACCAAUUCAUCAAUGGCAUUUGAAUCCUCUGAAAGUGCUAAAGCCUUUAAAGGGGAAUCUUUACUUCAUUUAAAUGAGGAUCAUAGAAAAAACCAUCAAAUCUUAAAUUUUGAACUUCCCAGCGGUAGUACUCUUACUAAAGGUGGCAAAUUUAUAAAUAUUUCAAAGCUUUCGGAAGCUUCCAGCUCUGGUCUAGACUUCAAAACUUCAAGCCAUUUAAAACAAGUGAAAAUUAUAGAAAAUAACUUUAAGACGUUACAACAAACUAAAAAUAUAACAUCCCCUAAAGAUAAUACCAUGGAAAUUUCUAAAAUGUCCAAUACAAAUGAAGAAACUAACACCAAAUCCUGGAAAGUUAUUAAAAUAAGUUCAAGACCUGUUAAGCUAAGAAAUAUUUGUAAUUUAAACAACUUAACUGCACAGCAGGAAGUCUUAAACUCUAAUACUGCAGCUGCAAAACUCAACAAUAUAAACAUCUUUUCAAAACAAACUUCUAACAAAGUUCUUUCAAAAACAAAAGUUCAACAAAGUAGAACUCCAAAUAACGCUGCCAAAUCCAGUAAUUUAAUCAUUUCCCAAGUGCCUAGUAAUGCUAAUAACUGCUCGAAACCAUCCCUGUUAAAACCUAUUGAAAAAUCCCCACAAAGCAAUACUUUAUGUCUAACAAAUCCUACGAAAAACUCCAUUAACUUGUGCAACAAACCUUUAAUUACAAACAUAGAAAUAUUGCCACCUUUAAAUACACUCCCAACAUUGCGCAAUAAUCCCUUAAAGCCGGUACCAGUAACUUUAAUAAAACCCCCUAAAGAUUAUAAAUAUCAAUGUCCUCACUGCUAUAAAUAUUUUAAACAAAAGUCUCCCUUAACAAAACAUUUACGCACUCAUAGCGGCGAAAAACCCUACAAAUGUAAUCUAUGUCCCAAAUCUUAUGCCGAUGCCUCCAAUUAUAAGAAACAUAAAAUUUUACAUAAAAAUGCUGCCGAAGCUUUAAAUAUAAGCCGUUCUAAAGCUUAUGCUGUACACAAUUCUCCUGCCUAUUCUACUGUCUCCGAUCCCGAUCCAGAUGGUAUCGAAAUAUUGCAAACCUUAAAAAAGUUUGAAAAUACUAACGCUAAAGCUGAGGAAGAUGAUGAUGAUGUUACUUCUUUAACUUCAUCCACUAUGGAAUCUUAUAUGUGGCAAGAUGCUUUAGAAAAUGUUUUAAAUAAUGAGGAAAUUGUGGAAAAUAUUAAAAAGAAUUUAGCCGGUAUUAAUAAUGCUAUUAUGCCGAAGAGUAUACAACAAAUGGCUACGAAAAUGCCAACAAAUCUUUGUGAUAUAAAUAGUUUUUCCAGUGAGGAUCCGGAUUAGGAG